This is a messenger RNA of Ictidomys tridecemlineatus (thirteen-lined ground squirrel), 1896 nucleotides long. It is a transcript of the gene Lrrc26, whose product is annotated as leucine rich repeat containing 26. Gene Ontology annotation, cellular component: voltage-gated potassium channel complex. Gene Ontology annotation, molecular function: transmembrane transporter binding; voltage-gated potassium channel activity; potassium channel activator activity. NCBI's taxonomy places the organism in Eukaryota, Metazoa, Chordata, Mammalia, Rodentia, Sciuridae. The record is from RefSeq and is a predicted model, not a curated record.
UGCAUUCGGUUAUGGGGCAAGGAACCACCCCUCUGGUGCUUCCACCUUCUGGCACAGCUGGCCAGCCCAGCCCCCUCCCUGAAGCCAACAGGAACCCACCGUGGGCCCCUGUCGACCCAAGAAAAUCCCUAGACUCUAAAGAGAACUGCUUCUGAGGCAGGAUUCCUGCUGGUGCCCCUCGUUACUCACAGUGCCCCCUUGAGGUUCUAAGGAGUAGAGGCACCCACUCCCCUCCUGCACCACCUCCCCUGCCUCUGGUGUGCAGUCCUCCUCCCCCUCAGAGUUUGUCCCCUGAGCUCAAGGCCCUAUCAUGUGCUCCUGCCCUGCCCACUCAACCAUCACAGAGGUGGGGUGGGGGACUUCUCAUUCUCUACCUGGGGCCCUUUUUGCUGAGCCAGAAUGGAGCGGACACGGAGUGGAGCAGGAUGCACUGGGUUCUGCCAUUUAGCGCGUUUGGUGGGUGCGAGUAGGUGUGGUCCUGCUCAAUCCACAGCUGGGCGUCCGGUGGUCUCCUUAGUGCCGCGGCCGGCGCAGAGCCAAGACCCUGAAGCUCUGGGACAGGUGGCUGGCAAUGCCAGGCGUUGGCUCUCUGCCCGGCCCCCGCCCCAGGCGCGGGAUCAGCCGUGGGACAAGAACUGCCAGUGAUCGGGCCGGACAGUUAACAUUUGUGUAGGAGCCAAAAGGACUAGCUUCUGGGACGCCCGGGCUCCAAGGACGCACAGACAGUAGGGCCUCCACCUUGGGUUCUGGAGCUGCCCCCAUGCGGGGCUCCUCUUUUAUCUCGCGGCCUCCGCCGCUACUGUCCCUGCUGCUGUGGCUGUUGCUGCUACCGCCACCGCCGAUGCGGCCAAUCUGGGCCCAAGUGUCCACUGGGGCCGCCACCCGCGGGACCCCGGACGCUCCCGACUGCCCCAAGGCGUGCGCCUGCGCGCCCGGCGGCCAGGCCAACUGCUCAGCACUCGUGCUAGUCGCGGUGCCGGCGGGCCUGAGCCGGCGCGUGCGCACGCUGCUGUUGGAUCACAACCGCGUGCGUGUGCUGCCUCCGGGAGCCUUCGCGGGCGCGGGCGCUCUGCUGUACCUGGACCUGCGCGAGAACGGGCUGCGCUCGGUGCACGCACGGGCUUUCUGGGGCCUGAGUGUGCUGCAGCGGCUGGACCUGAGCGACAAUCAGCUGGAAGCGCUGGCGCCCGGCACCUUCGCGCCGUUACGGGCGCUGCGUUCCCUCUCGCUGGCCGACAACCGGUUAGCGCUCCUGGAGCCAUCAGCGCUGGGCGCGCUCCCUCUGCUGCGCGCACUCAGCCUGCAGGACAACGCGCUUACAGCGAUCUCGCAUGACCUGCUGGCCGGCCUGCCAGCCCUUGACGCGUUGCGCCUGCGCGGUAAUCCGUGGGCCUGCGGGUGCGCGCUGCGCUCGCUCUGCGCCUGGCUUCGUCAGCACCCACGGCCGGCGUCAGAAGCCGAAACCCUGCUUUGCGUAUCACCAGGACGCCAGACGCUCAGCCCCCUGACCGCCUUUCCCGAAGCCGCCUUCAGACACUGCGCGCAGCCACUAGCAGCGCGGGACCUGGCGGUGGUCUACGCACUUGGCCCUGUCUCCUUCCUCGCCAGCCUGGCCACCUGCCUGGCACUGGGCUCCGUGCUCACCGCCUGCCGUGCACGCCGCCGCCGCCUCUGCCGUACCGCCGCCCGCCGCCCGCCUGGGAGACCGCCGGAUCCCGCCCCCGACGGCACUGCCUCCCCCGAAAACCCUGUGAGCCCCACCGCCGCAUCUGCCCAAGCCUGAGGGCGCAGCUGUUGCCCCAGGCGCUCCCACACUGCCCGGAGCCCUCGAAACUGCCCAACCCCGUGUCCUUCCUUCACACCCUGCUGGCGACAAACAAGCGACACAGACCGAAA